UUCAGGAGUUCAGGUAGAGUUUGCCGUAGAGAAAGUAAUGAGAGUCGUCAUGGAGUUGUUUUGGGGACUUUUUAGCGUUAUUUUCAUUCUGUUUGGAUAUAGUUCGGCUCAAACAAGUCAGCAACCAGAACAAGUACAUCUAUCAAUGACAAAUAAUGUAACAGAAAUGGUUGUUACCUGGGUAACCAUGGACCUUACUACAGACUCUAUUGUUGAAUACAACAAGAAGGGUGGACCACUAGUCUUGAAGGCAACAGGAAGUGUAGAUAAGUUUGUUGAGGGGUCUUCAGCUCAUCGUACUAUGUAUAUGCACAGGGUGAAACUAACAGACCUGGUUCCACAACAAUCAUAUGACUAUCACUGUGGAGGGUCAGGUGGUUGGAGUCCAGUCUUUUCCUUCACUGUCAGACCAGCUGGUGCUAAUUGGAGUCCUCGACUGGCAUUGUUUGGUGAUAUGGGGAACAAAAAUGCCAGAUCAGUGCCAUUCCUUCAAGAAGAAACACAACAAGGACAUUUUGAUGCCAUUCUUCAUGUUGGUGACUUUGCCUAUAAUAUGGAUACUGAUGAAUCCAAGGUAGGCGAUGAGUUUAUGAGGCAAAUAGAGCCAAUCGCUGCAUAUUUACCUUACAUGACAUGCCCUGGGAACCAUGAAUAUGCAUAUAAUUUCUCCAACUACAGAGCAAGGUUUACUAUGCCUUUGUUUGGUAAUAAUCAAAACAUGUACUACAGUGUUAAUAUUGGACCAGUUCACCUAAUCAGCUUUUCAUCUGAAUUUUACUUCUUCUGGAAAGAGGAAGGCAUGGAAAGAAUUCCAGAGCAGUAUGCAUGGUUAGAAAAAGACCUCAAGGAAGCAACAGCACCAGAAAACAGAACCCUUCGUCCAUGGAUCAUCACCAUGGCUCAUCGUCCAAUGUAUUGUUCUAAUAAUGACMGGGACGAUUGCUCAGAACAUGAGAGUAUUGUGCGUACAGGUAUUGGUGAAAAUCACAAGUGGGGCCUGGAAGAUUUAUUCUAUAAAUAUGGUGUUGAUUUGGAGAUCUGGGCUCAUGAGCAUUCCUAUGAACGUUUGUUUCCCGUUUACAAACGACAGAUUUGCAAUGGCAGUCUUGAAGCACCUUACACCAAUCCUUGUGCUCCUGUUCAUCUUAUUACUGGUUCUGCUGGUUGUUCUGAAAAUCAUGAUCCUUUCCGAAAUCAUUAUGGUCCCUGGACRGCAUAUCGGUCAACAGACUAUGGGUAUACACGUAUGCAAGUACACAAUGGUACCCACAUUUACAUGGAACAGUUUAGCACUGACAAGCAAGCAGUUAUUGACAAGUUGUGGUUAAUCAAAGAAAAGCAUGGCUAUUGAACAUUGUCAAUCAAUCACAACAAAUCAAUAUGUGCAUAAUUAAUUGGCUACAAUUGUCAGUAUUUAGGUUUCAUUGGUUCUCUGUUAGAAAAGCAACAAUCGACAGGUGAUCAUGCAUAAUAUAUAUAUAGAAAAAAAUCGGAACAAUAUGGGGAAACAAUUGUUUGCACUUUUGCUAUGAAAUAUCUAAUAGUUGAUAUACCUCAUCUUAUUUUGGGACUGUUAUUAUAUAGUCACUAUCACUCAAUUUGAACAGUCUUAUCAAUAAGUAUGGUACACAAGGGAAAUUGAAUACAAAAAAGCAAUUCAUAAAAUGUUUGAGAUGAUUUAUUGGUAAGAGAACAGAUUUGGUUUCCAUCUGAUCCAACCAUGUUUACAUCAAAGAACAGAGUCAUGACCAUUAAUGGUUCAAACAGGUAUUAGUGAAUAAAGGGGAAUCAGUUAUUGUAAUAUUUCAGUUUCUUGAAUAAUUAUUAAUUAGCAUAUUUUUAUGAAAAAACAAUAAAACAAAAAUAAAAAAUUAUUUUUUAUCAUGCAAUGUUUAAAAAAAUUAAUAUUUUGAUGUAGUUGUUGUUGAAAUGUAUUUAGUGUCUUCAUUAUUACAUGUAUUAUUAUUAUUAUUAAAGCUACAGUACUUGUAUGUAAAUGUUUAGGUGUUGAUUAUACAAUCUUACAACGUAAAUUGCUCAUGUCUGAAUGCCAAAUAUAGAUGAGUGAAAGUCCUUUCAUAAGAUUUUGAACCCUUAUAUAAUUCAAGCCCAAAGCUACAAUUUCAAAAGUAGGUACUUGGAAAUAUAAGAAAAAGAUAUUAAAAUAAUUGUGGCAAUUUGAGAUAUUUCCUGAGUAUAAAUUGAAGAGACUUGAAUAAUUGAGGAUGCCAGUCCUGAUCACAACUGUAGUGUAAAAAAACUGCUAGCAGCAAAGUUUUGUUAAUUUUGUACAACAGACAAAAACAUUAAAUAAAGUAUAACGCUAAGCAA
Exaiptasia diaphana is the source of this 2331-nucleotide messenger RNA. Its product is annotated as acid phosphatase type 7. The record is from RefSeq and is a predicted model, not a curated record. The transcript has 13 exons. The coding region runs from base 38 to 1351 and encodes 437 amino acids. Gene Ontology annotation, molecular function: acid phosphatase activity; metal ion binding. Lineage: Eukaryota; Metazoa; Cnidaria; Anthozoa; Actiniaria; Aiptasiidae.